Molecule: messenger RNA, 1626 nt
Organism: Phytophthora sojae
Lineage: Eukaryota; Oomycota; Peronosporomycetes; Peronosporales; Peronosporaceae
Exons: 1
Coding region: 1-1626 (541 amino acids)
Molecular function (GO): protein binding
Source: RefSeq, a predicted model, not a curated record
AUGGAUACCCGACUCAAGCAACUCGCAGAGAACGCGUCUGUAAAACUGGAGGAGGCCUUCGCCUCGACAGUCACGUUUUGCUGCGAUCUCAAGGAAGACUUGACAGUCCACCACUAUAUCACUCGCCUGGACGACACCUUCGAGCGCGACAAAGUGUCGGCAGCCCGCGAGCUGGGAAAUCUCGCCAAGAGCAGCAGUAAGGCCCGCGCCGAGGUGACGUCCAACGCCGGUUGCUGCUCGCUGCUGCGGCUGCUGCGUUUCGGCGACGACGAAGGGAAACAAUGGGCCGCGUACGCUCUUGCAUACACGGCACUCGACAACGAAGAGAAUGCAGCUACAAUCGCAGAAGACGGUGCUAUCGAGCCACUCGUGGGACUUCUCUCUGGCACUGACGGGCAAAAGGAAUAUGCAGCUCUGGCGCUGUGGAUUCUCGCCAAGGACAGCUCCGCCAACCGUGAAGCGAUCGCCAUGGCUGGUGCCAUCAAACUGCUCGUCGCACUUCUGCAAGAUGGAGCCGACAAUCUCUUGGAAAGCGUUUCGAAUGCACUGGGGAGUCUCGCGACCGACUCGGACACCAACUGCGCUGAGAUCGUUCACGAAGGAGCGAUCGCUGCUCUUGUGGCUCUUUUGAGGAGAGAUUCACCCACAUUGACGGAAUCUGCGGUGUGCGCAUUGUGGAGGGUUGUGCAGAGCAACAAGGCGUGUGCAGCUGAGGUCGUCGCAGCUGGAGCGAUUCCCCUUCUUGGUGCACUCCUCCGCGGUGCUAGCAAGCACUGGGCCAUGAAACUUCUCGCUGCUGUGUCGGGCAAUAUUGACGCAAACUCCGCCGAAAUCGUUCGCGCAACUGCGAUUGCCCCUUCAAUCGAGCUUCUCCAGUCCGGAACCGACGAAGAGAAGGAAGCUGCCGCUGAGCUGCUCGCUGCUGUCGCUGGUGUCAGCGCUGUUAUCCGUACGGACAUUUCAAGUGCAGGCGCCAUCCUGACUUUCGUCGGAUUGAUUCGUGAAGGAUCGGAGCGUCAGAAGGAAUACGCCGUGCGUGCGCUAGCGAAUCUGGCAAUGGGCAAUGAAUCCAUCAGCUCUGAGAUCGCAUGCGAAGAGGUGAUCGUUUUGGUGGUGAAGCUGCUGAAUUUCGGGACGGAAGGGCAGCAGGAAGCUGCAGCACGGUUCGUGCAGAGUCUCGCCAAGGAUAACCCUUCCAACCGUGCUGUGAUAGUCGAGCACGGAGCGAUUGCUCCGCUUGUGUCGCUGGUCCGACAUGGAACGGACCAGCAGAAAAGUUCCGCUGCGCUUGCGCUCGGGAGUCUGGCGGAGAAGAACGAGGCCAACAGCUUGGAGAUUGCGCGUCAAGAAGCCAUCAAGCCGCUGGUGGAGCUGGGUAAAUCAGGCUCUGAAGAACUGAAGACGAGCGCUGGGUACGCGCUUCGAAGCCUCGCCGGCAGCAACAACAAACUUCGAGCUGAGAUUACUCGUGAGGGAGGAAAGGCGGCGCUAACGGUGGUGAAACCUGGAUCGGACGAGCAGAAGGCGGGGUCGGCGAAGAUAGCGGAAAAGCGUUCGAGCUCCAAGCUGCACAAGUCUCGUAGUUUCAGCCAACGCGUCCGCGCAAUUUUCUCAAGCAAGGCUUAA